Dromiciops gliroides (monito del monte) is the source of this 1367-nucleotide messenger RNA. RefSeq names its product ruvB-like 1. The transcript has a single exon. The record is from RefSeq and is a predicted model, not a curated record. Gene Ontology annotation, biological process: chromatin remodeling; box C/D snoRNP assembly; regulation of transcription by RNA polymerase II. Gene Ontology annotation, cellular component: Swr1 complex; R2TP complex; Ino80 complex. NCBI's taxonomy places the organism in Eukaryota, Metazoa, Chordata, Mammalia, Microbiotheria, Microbiotheriidae. Gene Ontology annotation, molecular function: ATP binding; DNA helicase activity; ATP hydrolysis activity.
AUGAAGAUCGAGGAGGUGAAGAGCACCACGAAAACACAGCGCAUCGCCUCGCACAGCCAUGUGAAGGGGCUGGGGCUGGACCAGAACGGCCUGGCCAAGCAGGCGGCCUCCGGGCUGGUGGGGCAGGAGAACGCCCGUGAGGCAUUUGGCGUGAUAGUAGAAUUAAUCAAAAGCAAGAAAAUGGCCGGGAGAGCUGUUUUGUUGGCAGGACCUCCUGGAACUGGCAAGACGGCCCUUGCCCUGGCGAUUGCUCAGGAGUUGGGUAGUAAAGUCCCCUUCUGUCCCAUGGCAGGAAGUGAGGUCUACUCCACAGAGAUUAAGAAGACGGAAGUGCUGAUGGAAAACUUUAGAAGGGCGAUCGGUCUGAGGAUAAAGGAGACCAAGGAAGUUUACGAAGGUGAAGUCACAGAGUUAACUCCAUGUGAGACGGAAAACCCCAUGGGUGGAUAUGGCAAAACCAUCAGCCAUGUAAUCAUAGGGCUUAAAACAGCGAAAGGAACCAAACAGUUGAAACUGGACCCCAGCAUCUUUGAAAGUCUGCAGAAAGAGCGAGUGGAGGCUGGGGAUGUGAUAUACAUAGAAGCAAACAGCGGUGCUGUGAAGAGGCAAGGCAGGUGUGAUACCUAUGCUACUGAAUUCGACCUUGAAGCAGAAGAGUAUGUUCCCUUGCCAAAGGGAGACGUGCACCAAAAAAAGGAAAUUAUUCAGGAUGUGACCCUCCACGACUUGGAUGUUGCCAAUGCUAGGCCCCAGGGUGGGCAGGACAUCCUUUCCAUGAUGGGCCAGUUAAUGAAGCCAAAGAAGACCAAAAUCACAGACAAACUUCGAGGGGAGAUUAACAAAGUGGUCAACAAGUACAUUGACCAAGGCAUAGCAGAGCUGGUUCCAGGCGUGCUGUUUGUGGACGAGGUGCACAUGUUGGACAUUGAAUGCUUCACCUACCUGCACCGAGCCUUAGAGUCCUCCAUUGCCCCCGUCGUCAUCUUCGCUUCCAACCGUGGCAACUGUGUCAUCAGGGGUACAGAGGAUGUGAUCUCUCCUCAUGGAAUUGACCUUCUGGACUGAGUGAUGAUCAUCCCCACCAUGCUGUACACCCCACAAGAAAUGAAACAGAUAAUAAAAAUCAGAGCCCAGACAGAAGAGAUUAAUAUCAGUGAAGAAGCCUUGAACCACCUGGGGGAAAUCGGUACCAAGACCACCUUAAGAUACUCAGUGCAGCUCCUGACCCCAGCCAACCUGCUGGCCAAGAUCAAUGGAAAAGACAGUCUUGAGAAGGAGCAUGUGGAAGAAAUUAAUGAACUCUUCUAUGAUGCCAAGUCUUCAGCCAAAAUCCUUGCUGAUCAACAGGAUAAAUAUAUGAAGUAAAA